Molecule: messenger RNA, 2973 nt
Organism: Tigriopus californicus
Lineage: Eukaryota; Metazoa; Arthropoda; Copepoda; Harpacticoida; Harpacticidae
Exons: 2
Coding region: 186-2939 (917 amino acids)
Molecular function (GO): protein binding
Source: RefSeq, a predicted model, not a curated record
CUUAGAGUCUUUUUGAUCGAUGCUCAUUUCAUCGCCGGGCCAUUCAUUCAAGUGACUAGGAAACAUUUUCUGCCAAGUUUCCUUAUGGUCACCCAAAAGCUUUGUAAAGAGUGCUGAUUGCAAUUGCUUAACGAAAAACUUCUUGUUGUGGUAAGCGCCCUUUAGCAGCAACUUAACUAAAAAUCAUGUCCACAUUGCGUCCCCCUCGUUCUACUAUGUAUUCAAGACACGGUGGUCCAAAUUGGAACACAGGAAGCACCUUCUCCUCCAGUUCCAAGUUUCCUUUGGCCCGAGACUUGUUAGCUAGAAGCUAUGAACCGUCUUCUGAUUCCUUGUCUAACCUACUGACGCCCAAUCCACGUGGUGAGAUUCGCCGAAGAAGAUAUAGCCCAGAUCCAGGGAUGAACGACAAUGAUUGGAAAAAUCUCCUUCAACGACGAACGGAGCAAAAGAAAAGGAAGAAGAGGAUCGGACCUAGGACUGCCAUAGGGUACAAUGACAAUGAUUGUAAGGACUUGAGGACAAUCAAUGAUUACUUGGACCAGGUUGUCGCCAAAUCCAAAUUGGGCCUUAUGGACGAGGGACGAGAUUCCAUCUCCAGUCCCUCUCAACUCUAUCCGAAAAAAGCCAUUGCUUCCACCUUCGGUUCGUUCGUGGCAAAAUCAAGGAAACAUUUAUCGAAAGUAAAAACUGCCCAGGAAGUUACCCCGUCCAAAGUUGUGGAUGUCAAGUUGAAACCGACGAAAGACGCUUUUGUGAAGGAGAAUGCCCGUCCGGUGGCGCCCUCUUGUGACAAUGACGCACCAAACUCGACGUCAACCGCCGAGGAGACGACAACUAGGAGCUCGUUUGCUCUUGGGACGAUGACGUCGAGAAAGCAGCCCAUUCAACCCAAGAUCUUGCUCCAGCAGCCUCAUGAAAGUGAGAAAUUCGACACUUUGGACACUUACGGCCUAAUCUCAACGAGUAUGAAUGGGCGGUCUUGUCCAAAAUCCAUCAACUUAGAGAUUCUGAUUGGGCAAGGGACAGCCGACCAGUUGGGAGAGUGUGCUCGGGAUCUGUCAGUAGUCCCGACAAAAAGCUUAUUGUUGCAAAAUCACUUUGUUCGUCUUGAGCCUGCUCAUUUGGAAAGCGGGAAUGUCCUGGACCCGACACUUCAACAUUUAAAAGCGUCUCGAGCGUCAAUGGUGUCCAGUUCAACCUUACCCACUCAGCAAGGGGUAGCCCCAAAAAUGACUCUUUCCGAGGUUGGAUCAAACUUGGACCAAGUCUCCUAUGAUAGAGCAAGUGAUUGUUGUGGCAGUAGCAAUGACAUGGGACAGCCUCAACCUAAGGUGAACUCAAACCAGGAUCUCAAUCAACGGGUCAAUGACAUACACUACAAGGAGGCCAGCUCUGAUAACGAGGACGAGGACGAGGAUGAUUGGGAGUAUUAUUCUGAUGAUGAUGAAGAAGAGCUCACCAAUAGCUUGUCACCUUCCACAGCAAACAAGGCUUACAACAAGCCCCGACUCUCGGGGAUGUCAAUGGCCUUGUUGAACAUGUUUGACAACACAUGGAACUAUUGGGAAGAGGAGGAAGACAAUGAGGAGGAAGAAGAGGUAGACGAGAAGUCUCCCUACUACCAAAUCCCUGUGCCGGAGCCGGGCGUUUCUCCCUGGAUUGCUGACGAAAUACGAGACUGGAUCAAAGAGUUUCAAGACAAGAAGACCUUUAAAAAACUGAACAAAGUACUCUUGGAGAAAAGUGAUACUAAGAAGGGUGCCAAACUUGAUGAGGAAUCGGAUAAUUCCAACACGUUGAGUGAAGUUUUCAAGAUUAAAGGCAAAAAACAUGGCCUUUUCCGAAGCCUAGACCAUGCCAAUGGGAAUUGUCUCAAGACUUUUGGAGCUCAUUUGAAUGACCAGAUAGCGGGAGCUAUGUGGGAAAGGCUUCCUGGCAAUGCCUAUCUGGUCAAGUUUUUGAAUGGGAACAAUAAUGGAGAGGAAACCACCGGCACUUACUUGUAUCCGGACUUGAUUCAUGCCAUCCACGGCACAUUUUCCAAUGGCAAAUUGCUUCAGGGGAAAUACGGGUUUGUCAAGUCAGUUACCUAUGAACAUGAGAUCCUUCGUCCCCACAUUCGAAUACUCUCUGAUCAGGAUACGUUCCAAUUCGAUCAAUCCACGUCAAUCCGGAUCUCAAGCACGCCCCUUUUCCGAGAUCCAUAUGAACAUCAUAUGGUGUAUGUAGAUCAUUCAGGAAUUCCCUACGCUGGUGAAGGGCUCUAUGCGAAACAGAGCAUUGAACCAGGCACCUUGAUAUCUAUCUUCAACGGGAUCCGGAUCAGGGACUUCAACUCCACGGAAACCAGAUUCCGGGAGGGAUUCACCGAUUACAAGAUUCUUCUAAAGAGGGACAUGAGCCUUGACAUCCCCAAGGACAGCCAACGAACGGCAAAAUAUUGCGCCACUUUAGGUCACAAGUGUUGCCACUCUUUCUCGCCAAAUGCAGAUUUUAGGGAGCUUUACCAUCCAAGGUUUGGGCACGUCAUGUCCUUAGUGGCCAUCGACUACAUCCGACCCAAAACUGAAAUCCUGGUCAGCUACAAUUACCACAUUGAUAAAAGCCCAGAGUGGUACCGCGAUCUCUACUUUCAACAUCUUCGAAAGGUUGAAGGCAAAAGUGAGGAGCACUUGCUAAGUUUGUCUCGGAAAAUAUCACGGAAUUCCGGGGUAAAUAUCAAAAUUCCAUCUCCGGCCAGAACCUCUGAUCGAUUCGUGCCAUGUGGAAACUGUAAUGAGCAUGUUGGACUCGACAAUUUUAGUGCGGCUUGUGAGAGUUGUUCAACAUGGUUCCAUGUUGCAUGUCUGACUCGUGAACAACAAGAUAUCAUCCAAACUGCGACUGCCCGUGAAAGCCUAGAUGCAUUCAUUUGGAAAUGUGCUAAAUGUCGGUGAAAUAGACAGAAAUAAAUUUGCUGGUGAAAGUAUA